Messenger RNA from Vollenhovia emeryi, 1451 nucleotides. RefSeq lists its product as uncharacterized. Lineage: Eukaryota; Metazoa; Arthropoda; Insecta; Hymenoptera; Formicidae. The annotation marks the transcript as partial. The transcript is spliced from 2 exons. Gene Ontology annotation, molecular function: nucleic acid binding; zinc ion binding. The record is from RefSeq and is a predicted model, not a curated record.
CAAGUGAGCGGUGUGCAAGUGAGCGGUGUGCAAGUGAGCGGUGUCCACUUGCGCCGUGUCCACUUUUCGGUGUGCAACUUUCACCGUGUGCAAGUGAGCGGUGUCCACUUGCGCCGUGUCCACUUUUCGAUGUGCAACUUUUACCGUGUGCAUAUGAGCGGUGUCCACUUGCGCCAUGUCCAACUUUUCGGUGUGCAACUUUUACCGUGUGCAAAUGAGCGGUGUCCAUUUGCGCCGUGUUCAACAUUAUGGUGUGAAACUUUUCUGUGUCCAAAAUUUCUGUGUCCAAAUGAAUCGUGUGCAAUAUUCCGUGUCUAUUUGCACCGUGUCCAUUUGCACAGUGUCCACUUGUACUGUGUCCAAGUAACGGCCACUCACGAUGACAUACUAUCACAGAACCAAUUGACACCGCCUGCACAAUAUUCCGGUCAGCCGGGAGAGCGAAACACGAACGGAAGAUACAUGUCCUUAAAGGAAGCACGAAACUCGAUUCCCCCGUUCGAUGGAACCUCAAGCAAACUACUGGAAUUUUUACGUGUCAUAACUUACGCAGUGAAAAGUAUCGAUCCACUCGACGAAGGAGCACUAUUAGAAGGCGUAUUAUACACUAAAUUGAAAGGCAGAGCCUUGACAGAUUUUCGCACUAGAGAUAUUAGAGACUUUGACCAAUUAAAAGAAGAAUUAGUCGUGUGCUAUCAGAGUAAGAAGAGCACUACGCACUUGCAACUUGACUUCAAUACGCUAAAGCAAAGGAGCGGAGAAAGCGCUCAAGAAUUCGGCCUGAGAACCGAAAAACUAGCCAACGAGCUAUUCGAAUCCAUGGUAGAGGAAAGCAAUCACCCGCCAGGAGUUAAGCAAGGCAUUCUAGAAUCGAUAAAGCAACAAGCUUUACAAAAUUUUCAGCUAGGACUGAAAGACGAGAUCAAACUACUCGUCAGAUCCCGAAAUUACAAAACUAUGCAAGACGCCAUAGCUGGCGCAAGUGCCGAGGAAAAAUUUAAUAGUCCGAAGGAAACGGCACGGUAUAGAAACGGCUAUGCAAACUCGCAGCCGAAAGACAAUAAAGUGAAAGUAACGUGUCACAAAUGCGGAAAACCCGGACACUAUAGCAGAGAUUGCCGAAGCAGUCGAUAUACAAAUCGUUUUCAGCUGCCGAAACCCGAGACGACACCCAGAGUAAAUGCGGUGGAGAAGCACUGCAAACAUUGCAAAAGAUCGGGACACGUCCAAGAGGAAUGCUGGCAAUUGCACGGGAAACCAAGAAAUAAUAGCGCGAGAUACGCUAAACCCAAUUACUCGCAAGGAAAAGCGAAAAGGAACGGCAAUGAGCAUAAUAAAUACAAAGAAAAGAGCGCCAACUCAGCAGCAAGCAGUGACGAAGAUGACAACAAUAAGAAAAAGACGAGACGAGCGCUCGAGUAUCAGGUUGCGCACAUGAACGAUGUGACACA